Molecule: messenger RNA, 1648 nt
Organism: Hypomesus transpacificus
Lineage: Eukaryota; Metazoa; Chordata; Actinopteri; Osmeriformes; Osmeridae
Product: adhesion G-protein coupled receptor G7-like
Exons: 9
Coding region: 590-1648 (352 amino acids)
Source: RefSeq, a predicted model, not a curated record
CCCCACCAACAGCACUCUUUCCCCCACUGACCCCACCAACAGCACUCUUUCCCCCACUGACCCCACCAACAGCACUCUUUCCACCAUUGACCCCACCAACAGCACUCUUUCCCCCACUGACCCCACCAACAGCACUCUUUCCCCCACUGACCCCACCAACAGCACUCUUUCCACCAUUGACCCCACCAACAGCACUUUUUUCACCACUGCCACCACCAACAGCACUCUUUCCCCCAUUGACCCCACCAACAGCACUCUUUCCACCAUUGCCCCCACCAACAGCACUUUUUUCACCACUGCCACCACCAACAGCACUCUUUCCCCCACUGACCCCACCAACAGCACUCUUUCCCCCACUGCCCCCACCAACAGCACUCUUUCAAACAGCACUCUUUCCAAUAGCACUCUUUCCCCCACUGCCCCCACCAACAGCACUCUUUCCACCAGCACUCUCUCCACCACUGCCAUCCACACAACCCAGUCAACCCACCCUCCUCUGAGCUGUGCCAAUGGAGGUUUGCUACAGAAUGGAUUCUGUGUCUGUCCCGUUGAAUGGACUGGAGGAACCUGCUCAAUAGAAAAUUUCUGCAUGGAAGAAACCAUUCAAGGGUUUAAUUUCCCAAGAACUACCAUCGGUUGGUUCAGUUAUUCUAAGCAGAAGUGUGGACCUAAUACAUCUAGUGUGAAUGUGCCCAGAGCUUCAGCAAGGUGUACUGGUCAAUAUGGGACUCAAAAGUUUGAUACCCCAAAUGUCUUACAGUGUGACUUAACUUUCAGCAACAUUCAAGAAAAUCUAUCCAGCGACACAUCUGAUUUGCUGCAGUUAGCGAGCAGUACUCAGAUUCUGACGUCAAAUGCAGAGACGUUAACAGCUGAUAAUGUUACCAAAGCGAUUGACAUCACCAACACCCUCCUUGAAAGGUCUUCAAAUAUCUCGGAGGCAGUUGCCGUGGCAGCAUUGACCACUGUUAGUCAGCUGCUGGAGGCUUCUGUACCGGACAGUGUGGCAGAGACGUCUUUAAAGCUAACAAGAAGUUUAGAGAAUAUCUCACAGGGGUCAGACGACACAUCUCUAGUGGCCCAGCCCAACCUCGCUGUCCAGUCUGUCGUACUAACCAGUAAUGACAUAGUCGGCGUCCAGUUCUCUGCACAAACAGGAUUAUUUGGUAAUUUUGCUGCUGAUAGAAUUAGACUAAAUGCCAACGCUUCUGAACUUGUGUCUGACGAUGGAGAGGCCACUGAUGUGCAGAUAUUCAUUAGAUUAUCACCAGGAGUGCGGCGUCGAAGUUCUGGCAUCUCUGUUGGAUUUGUGCUCUACCAGAACACCUGGUUCUUCAGGUCAAGGGAGUUCAGAGCCCACUUGGACAGUCGUACCAGGAUCAUCUUGGGAAAUGUGAAAGGAGCUGGAAGGAUGGGUGUUGACCAUGUUGAAAUGGUCUUCAGACCAGUCAAUGUCCCCAACACAACCUUCUAUGACUUUGCAUGCGUGUCUUGGAACUACACCAAAGGUGAAUGGAGCACGGAUGGGUGCUACAAAUUCAACGUUUCCCCUGAGGCCCUGCAUUGUUUUUGCAAUCAUACCACAAACUUUUCUGCUCUAAUGGCAAGUGUCCUUUCUCAACUCUGUCUUUACUGCCCUCAGCUGUAA